GUUAGAGUCCUCCGAAGUAUACUACAAAUUUGCCAAAAAUUACGCGAACAGUUUUCACGUCAAUUGUUCUUCGAUAUGGCUAAUUACGAAGUAGAAGGUGAAGAACUAAAAGAUAAAAGUAGAUGUGCUCAUUUACGUGCAAAAUUGAAAAUGUGUUUGUUAAAUACAGAUUGUUGUAGAAUACAAAGACGAACUCCCUUAGACUGUCUCAAAAAUAGAGAUCCAUCUAUUCCUGAUGAAUGUUAUGCGUUACGUUUAACGUUCUUCGAAUGUAAACAUUCAAUUCUCGAUGGGAGACGAAGAUUUAGGGGGCUUAGAGGUUAUUAAUACUUAAUUAUAGGAUUUUUAGCUAAGAAAAAAAGAACGCGAUAACACAGUUUGUAAGAUAUAAUAUUAGAAGUGAUUUAUUAGUAUUU
Messenger RNA from Eufriesea mexicana, 416 nucleotides. Its product is annotated as cytochrome c oxidase assembly factor 5. The transcript is spliced from 3 exons. The record is from RefSeq and is a predicted model, not a curated record. Gene Ontology annotation, cellular component: mitochondrion. Gene Ontology annotation, biological process: mitochondrial respiratory chain complex IV assembly. The coding region runs from base 76 to 327 and encodes 83 amino acids. NCBI's taxonomy places the organism in Eukaryota, Metazoa, Arthropoda, Insecta, Hymenoptera, Apidae.